AUGGACCGCUUCAUCCAUUUUCACUAUAUCCUUGUUGAACUAACGGAGCGACUGCCUUCUGUAAAUAUUAUCCAGCAUAAUUGUCUUCCCCCAAGACUUACAAAUCCUCUUAAACGUCUCCUUCACCAUAUAUGUAUUGGAACCCCCAUCAUUUCUAUCCACGCCCAGAAGAGAACAGAGAAUGAGAGAAGACUGAAGCUGAACCCUCCACGCCCGAACCCUAGCCUGCCACCGCCCCCUCCUUCGUCGCCGCGGUCACCGGUCAACAGCGCAACCGCCGUCGCCUGGUCGUCAGCCCAAGUAACCCUCCUUCUUCGCCUGGUUCCCUGCCCAGUAGCCAGCCGUCUGCCUCGUCUUCAUCUGCCCCGUCCCAUCGUCUUCAUCGUCGCGCGGGUGGGAAUGAAGGUGAAGAUCAUCCCACCGAAGCAGAUUUGCAACAAGUUCUUGCGGAUUUUGAUUGAUAAACCAUGAUGUUGGGAUUUAAUAUUUAGAUAUGCUUUUAUUACUAUUUAACUUUUGAGUUUGGAUUUUGAUAAGAUCAUAUGUAUUUGGUUGAUGAUAUUUUAUGUAGUGUUUUAAAUUUCGAAGAUAUUUUAAGAUUUAUAUCAGACUAUAAUUAUAUUUUAGGAUGUGUAUUUAUAAUUUAUUUAUUAUUCUACUCUAAACGGUUUUUCCGGUUGAACCACCGGUUGAACCGGUUAGACCAAUGAACUAGUGAACCAGUGACUAGAGCGAUUUGAUGACCGGUCCGGUUUUCUGAACCUUGGUAGAGACUAUGAUAGAUUAGGAGUGUAUAAUAUAGAGGAGUGAAGUCAUCGAUUAGUUUCGUGUAAAUUAUAUAAAUUAUUUACUCUUUUAAUCCUAUUAAUUCACAUUGUUCACACAUUAUUCAAAAA
Molecule: messenger RNA, 896 nt
Organism: Arachis duranensis
Lineage: Eukaryota; Viridiplantae; Streptophyta; Magnoliopsida; Fabales; Fabaceae
Exons: 3
Coding region: 1-471 (156 amino acids)
Source: RefSeq, a predicted model, not a curated record